AUGGGCAAAUCAAGUAAAGUAAAUAUAACUGUUAGAAAUAAACUUGAGAAAAGAAAUUCAUCUUUAAGAAAUAUAUCGUAUUCCGAUUCGGACAGUAGUAAUAUAAACUUAAUGCCGGAAACAUCUCCAAGAAGUUUACCUGAUACUACCCUACUAGAAAAUUCACAAAUUAUAGAUCUUAAAAAUGAAAUUGAUCAAUUAACUCUGCAACUGACCAGUGCACAUAAUGAAAUUAUGGAGUUAAACUUAGAAAAUACAAAUUUAAGAAAAACCCUAGAACAGUACCAGAAAAAAGAAAGUGUUUACAAGAAACUACUCGACAGUCCACUCAAACACGGCGCUAUUUCCAAAUCCUGCAAAAAAAGCCUAAAGAAGACAACUCUAGUAUUAACCAAAAUUCAAUAUUUAAAACAGUUCUAUCUGAAAAACCCAGUUCUGAUCUUACUGUCCAAGAGAAGAAUGAAUGUUCUUUAG
Parnassius apollo (apollo) is the source of this 474-nucleotide messenger RNA. NCBI's taxonomy places the organism in Eukaryota, Metazoa, Arthropoda, Insecta, Lepidoptera, Papilionidae. The record is from the annotation of a GenBank genome assembly.